AUGAGCAGUUGCAUCCUCCUGAAAAAUAAAGAGGCAACAGAGGCUAAUGAAACGGAGAUGAGCAGUAGCAUCCUCCUGAAAAAUAAAGAGGCAACAGAGGCUAAUGAAACGGAGAUGAGCAGUAGCAUCCUCCUGAAAAAUAAAGAGGCAACAGAGGCUAAUGAAACGGAGAUGAGCAGUAGCAUCCUCCUGAAAAAUAAAGAGGCAACAGAGGCUAAUGAAACGCAGAUGAGCAGUUGCAUCCUCCUGAAAAAUAAAGAGGCAACAGAGGCUAAUGAAACGGAGAUGAGCAGUUGCAUUCUCCUGAAAAAUAAAGAGGCAACAGAGGCUAAUGAAACGGAGAUGAGCAGUUGCAUCCUCCUGAAAAAUAAAGAGGCAACAGAGGCUAAUGAAACGGAGAUGAGCAGUUGCAUCCUCCUGAAAAAUAAAGAGGCAACAGAGGCUAAUGAAACGGAGAUGAGCAGUAGCAUCCUCCUGAAAAAUAAAGAGGCAACAGAGGCUAAUGAAACGGAGAUGAGCAGUAGCAUCCUCCUGAAAAAUAAAGAGGCAACAGAGGCUAAUGAAACGGAGAUGAGCAGUAGCAUCCUCCUGAAAAAUAAAGAGGCAACAGAGGCUAAUGAAACGGAGAUGAGCAGUAGCAUCCUCCUGAAAAAUAAAGAGGCAACAGAGGCUAAUGAAACGGAGAUGAGCAGUAGCAUCCUCCUGAAAAAUAAAGAGGCAACAGAGGCUAAUGAAACGGAGAUGAGCAGUAGCAUCCUCCUGAAAAAUAAAGAGGCAACAGAGGCUAAUGAAACGGAGAUGAGCAGUAGCAUCCUCCUGAAAAAUAAAGAGGCAACAGAGGCUAAUGAAACGGAGAUGAGCAGUAGCAUCCUCCUGAAAAAUAAAGAGGCAACAGAGGCUAAUGAAACGGAGAUGAGCAGUAGCAUCCUCCUGAAAAAUAAAGAGGCAACAGAGGCUAAUGAAACGGAGAUGAGCAAAGCGACAAACGAUGUUAUAGCAGCCGCUGGCUCAGCUCGAGAGGGUGGUGAAGUCGCUAUUUUGAUUAAACGACCUCAUAGUAAAACGACGAGGCGUGAGGAGUUGAUGCGUGCCAUGAGCUCCUAUGAUAACGCCAUCUCCCUUUAUUAUAAUAGCAAGAAUAAUAAGGUUUCAUUGGAAAGUUUAAAUGGUAGUACUCUGAAGUCGGUGUCGUGGAGUGUGGGCACCGAUCCUCGUGGCGUACUUGUAUUUGUUGCGUCAUCCAAACGAGUAAAACUUUUUGUUGGAUGUAAAACUCUUCAUUGGCACGAUAUGCCAGAGAAGCACGACGUGCUAGAGUUAUUCUCACAACAAAAGCUAAAAUUGUAUCACGAAGAAAAUAUACCUGUUGAGGUAUAUGGGAAUGACCGUGCAGCAUUAGAUUCUAUAGGUUGCGACAUUCAUAAAGAUUCCAAUAAACCACCAACUCUAGUGUCAGUUGAUGAAACUGACGUUGAAGAGGUGAAAGAUUUUAUUGCGAGAGAUGCUAGAUGGAAAAGAGAGGAGGAAGAAGAGAUGCAAGGAGAUGAUUAUAGAACAAACUUUAUAGAUCCUAAUGGUGUUCUUCCUCAACCUUCACAGCCAACUACACAAAGGGGGGAUAUUCCGUCGACAGAUAUAGAAUCUUGUGAUGAUGAAGUGAUUCGUCAAUUAAAACUUCUGCGACAAACGAUAGAUAUACUGCGUCGAGAGAUGGCCGAUCAGAAGGGAAAUAUUGACAGUUUGAGAAAUCAGCUUCGUGCUUGCUGCAACAGAGUACCUUCUCCUCCCCCUGUUGAGCGUUGCUCUGGAUCUUCAUGCUAUCCUGGUGUGGAAUGUCGAAACACGGCAACGGGGUACCAAUGUGGUUCAUGUCCGCGUGGUAUGGAAGGCGACGGAAGACGUUGUAGACCGAUACUAUGUAAUAGAAGACCUUGCUCCCAAGUGGAAUACUGCGUGGACUCCGAACAAGGUUACCGUUGUGAGAGAUGUCCGGGUGGGCAGAGCAGUGAUGGUCAGACUUGUCAUUCUGCUUGCAGUUCCAAUCCUUGCUUUGGUGGACGUGUGCAAUGUCAAGACUUACCGGGUGGUGGAUAUCGCUGUGGCCCUUGCCCCUCUGGUUUCCAUGGUAACGGCGAGGAGUGUCAAAGGAUUUCGUGUCGUCAUAUCUCUUGUUAUCAGGGCGUGGAAUGUCAAGAGACAUCAUCAGGUCCUCAGUGUGGGGCAUGUCCUAAUGGAUACAUGGGAGAUGGACAAAGAUGUCAGCACGUUUGCGACGCGAGAAAACCCUGUGGUGAAAGAAGAUGCACGCCUACUUCCUCUAGUCCAUUCUAUGAGUGCCAAGAAUGUUCUAGAGGAUACCAGUGGAAUGGAUACACGUGCGUGGAUAUCGACGAGUGUGAUUUAGUCCGUCCGUGCGAUGAUCUGGUGUCUUGCCGUAAUGAGGAGGGCGGCUUUACGUGUGGGCCGUGCCCGGCGGGGUACACGGGCAGCGCGGGCUGGCGCGGCGCGGGAGAUGAUCGCCGCCGCGAGCGCUGCAUCGACAUCGACGAGUGCGAGGACGGACGCACGAACUGUCCGCGGGGCCGCCUCUGCGUAAACACACCGGGCUCAUACACUUGCGUUCCUUGCGGCGGGAAUUAUUACGUGAACACUUCACGGCCUUGCCUUGAGCCGGACUCGCUAAUUCAGCGCUGCGAGCCGUCGCGUUGUCGCCGCUUCAAUGCCGUCUGCGGUUACGGACAGGAGUGCGUGUGUGCGACAGGGUGGGCUGGCAAUGGUACUGUCUGUGGGUCGGACAGGGACUUAGAUGGAUAUCCGGAUCACGCGCUUCCCUGUGACGAGAUACACUGCAAAGCUGACAACUGUCCAGAUGUUUCAAAUUCCGGACAGGAAGAUGCUGAUCGUGACGGUAUUGGUGACUCCUGCGAUCCAGAUGCCGAUGGAGAUGGCAUUCCUAAUAUUCCAGAUAAUUGCCCACUAGUAUCAAACCCGGACCAACUGGAUCGAGAUGAAGACCGUAGCGAUAAGAGAGGAGACGCGUGUGAUAACUGUCCGCGUCGGUAUAACCCCGGGCAAGAGGAUGCGGAUCGCGAUGGGCUGGGGGACGUCUGCGAUCCUGAUAUGGAUAACGAUGGUAUCCCGAACGAGCAGGACAACUGCCCGCGCGCGUACAACCCAGCGCAGGAGGACGCGGACGGCGACGCGGUGGGUGACGCGUGCGACAACUGCCCACGCGUGCGCAAUACACCGCAGGACGACGCUGACCGCGACGGAGUCGGUGACGCCUGCGACAGCGACGUCGACCGCGACCAAGACGGCAUUCAAGACGGUCUGGACAACUGUCCAAAUUUAGCCAACAGUGAUCAACUAGACGUAGAUAAUGAUGGAAAAGGUGAUGCUUGCGAUGAAGAUAUCGACGGAGAUGGAGUUCCUAAUUUGGAAGACAAUUGCCCUCUCGUACCAAACCCUAGUCAGCUUGACAGUAAUAAUGAUGGAAUUGGUGAUUUAUGCGACAACGAUUUCGACGGAGACAAUGUUACGAAUUCUUUAGAUAACUGCCCCAACAAUUCCAGAAUAUUCCGAACGGAUUUCAGAGAAUAUAUGACAGUCCGCUUGGACCCGGAGGGUGAGUCGCAACAGGAUCCUAACUGGGUGAUAGCUAAUGAUGGUGCGGAAAUUGUUCAAACCCUCAAUUCAGAUCCCGGACUUGCAGUGGGCUUCGAUAAAUUUGGAGGAGUCGACUUCGAGGGGACGCUGUUCGUUGAUUCACAGAUAGACGACGAUUACGUUGGUUUUAUAUUUGGAUAUCAGAACAACAAACGUUUCUACGUGGUGAUGUGGAAAAAGAACACACAGACAUACUGGCAAACAACGCCGUUCCGUGCGGUGGCUGAACCUGGUAUACAGCUCAAACUCGUUAACUCCAAGACUGGACCUGGCAAGACUUUGAGAAAUGCUUUGUGGAAUACUGAGUCUACGGCUGAUCAGGUGACUCUCCUGUGGAAAGAUCCACGCAACGUAGGCUGGCGCGAGAAAACCGCGUACCGUUGGCGUUUACUUCAUCGACCAAAGAUCGGCCUCAUUCGUCUCAAAGUGUACGAGAACAAUCGACUUGUUGCUGACUCGGGCAACGUCUACGACUUCACUCUGAAGGGUGGACGGCUUGGCGUCUUCUGCUUCUCUCAAGAAAUGAUCAUUUGGUCCAACCUGGUCUAUCGUUGCAAUGAUAAAAUUCCAUCAAAUAUCGUAUCGGAACUACCUACGCGGCUGCUGAGGAAAUUGGAGAUCGAUCACAACUUUGUUUACACAUAA
Messenger RNA from Parnassius apollo (apollo), 4311 nucleotides. NCBI's taxonomy places the organism in Eukaryota, Metazoa, Arthropoda, Insecta, Lepidoptera, Papilionidae. The record is from the annotation of a GenBank genome assembly.